This is a messenger RNA of Trichomonas vaginalis G3, 4689 nucleotides long. RefSeq names its product guanylate cyclase protein. The record is from RefSeq and is a predicted model, not a curated record. The transcript has a single exon. Lineage: Eukaryota; Parabasalia; Trichomonadida; Trichomonadidae. Gene Ontology annotation, biological process: intracellular signal transduction; receptor guanylyl cyclase signaling pathway; cGMP biosynthetic process. The coding region runs from base 1 to 4689 and encodes 1562 amino acids. Gene Ontology annotation, molecular function: guanylate cyclase activity; peptide receptor activity.
AUGAAUACAGCAUCUUCUUUACAUACCAGUACAACAAUUGAAAAAGAUACUGGACUUAGAAACCAGUUGGUACAGGGAACUGUGAAGAAGAUUGAUGUCAUAUUCCCAUUGUUCAACAACAUGUUUCAAAAUAAUGCAGUAAUUGUUCCAUUAUUCUAUUUGGCAGCUCUUUACUGGGGCUUUCAAGCUAUGUUUCUUGCUAUGUGGCCAAUGAGUAGUUAUUGGGACACAAAGUACAUGAAUCACGCACAAUCUAAAUUAUACGAAGGAUUAAAGGUAGGUUUAUUGAUGUUUCCGACUCCUUACAACUCAAAAGCGAUAUUUAUUAAAGAAAUUGUCUUUUUCGUUGCAAACAUAUUCUCGUUAUUAAUUAUAAUUUCGCAGAUGUUGUACUACAACGUUCACAGAAGCUUCAUGAGAUACCUACUCAAUCCAAUUCAGUCAUAUGAUGCUGUAACUUUAAUUGGUAUCCUUCCUUCGGCUUUUGUUGUUGGUGAAAACUUUUUGAAAAUAACUCAAGGAGAAACUGAUUUUUAUAUCAUUAUAUCAUUCGUUUUAGCUAUUGUCAACGUAAUUUAUGAACUUAUUUAUCAUUACUUAAUUUUAAGACUUACAGCGAAAAGUGUUUCAUUGCAAAACCUUCCAUUCUUAUCAUUUGAUCCAUUCAUUACUUAUGCCAUUAUCAAUACCGUUGCAGUUACUUUAAUUUGUACAUAUCUGAUUUUAUAUUUUGCGAAAUGGACAAUUUUGAUAGCAAUGGUUGCUCAUGCUGUAAUCUUUGUCUAUCUGGCAUCAAAUGUUCUAUACAUGCAUUAUAUCAUUCACACUUCAAAUUCUUUAUUUUUCGGAAUGCUUUUGAACUCUGCAGCUUUAGACGUAAUGAUGUUUGUAGCCUACUUCAAGACUGGUAUGAAUCAUUUUGUACCGGUCAUUUUCUGCGCAGGAUUCUACAUUUUCUUGUUUACUUUGUCAUUAAUUAUGUUUCACUUCAUGAGACGCAAUGUAAUCAAAAAACUCAGCGUUUCAAACCUCGAAGAUAAGAUUUCAUACUACGAAUCCCUUGGAAUUCUUAAGAAUGACAAGAAAAUUUUGACAUAUCUUUCAAUUGGAUUCGCAAAUACUUGUCCUUUAUUCUAUGACUUGAGUUUGAUGGAGUACCUGUUCCAAAAUUCAACUUCUGAAUAUGUUUUAACGAAUAUGUUGCAAAUUAUUAACUUUUUCCCAGGAGAAACAAGGUUUUUGAACAGAUUAACAGGCUUAUUAAUCACAAAUCGCCGUCUUAAUUUCGACCAACGCUUCUUAAUCUACCAAAUUUACAAAAUUAAGACUUUGAGGCAGUUUUCAAGCUCAAACGACUCUAAUAUGAAGUUAAAUGACCUCAAAACAAUGUCCAGACAGGUCGAAUCGUUGACAAGAUCAGCAUUAGAAACAACAAAUCUGAAACCAGGCUUUUACGAGGAAUUAGCAGUCAAAGCCAAGAGAGCAAACGCUAUUUGGGUAGAAGCACUAUGUGAUUAUCCAAACAAUCCGAAGUUUUGCGAUGAAUAUUGCAGAUAUUUAAUUGAAAGUGAAGCAAACUUCCCAGAAGCUCUUAAAAUCAAGCACAGAGGCAAUUUAAUCGAAAUGGGAAAGAACUAUUCCUUCGAUUACUCGUUCAGAUCAAUGGUUAAACUCAUUCCAAGUUAUAUCAAAAAGGAAAUCAUUGAUUUACGAGGAAAUAUAAGACAGAAAGACAAUAGACAGAAGAAUGGAGAGACUCUUACCCAAUCUUCCAAUGGAAGUGGCAGCGGAGGCUCAAAUCAAAUUAGUUUUUCAUCAGAUAUCGACGACGACAUCCAGGAAUCGAUUGGAAAGCAGACAUUCACACAAUGCAAGACAAGGUUGGCUCUCCACAGAGCUUUGAACAAUAAAUUACCUGGAUCAAUCAAAUGUAUUAUUCCUUUAACGAUUGUCAUAUUAUUAAUCGUUACAGCGGUCUUCAUCUUCAUGUUCGUGUUCACUAAAGUCGAAUUAUUCGAACACACGGACUCUAUGGCGAUGUUAGAUUCGAUUUCCAAGACAAGAUACUAUUUGGCGAUCAACGAUAUGGAAAUUUUGCUCAGAUUCAUUCAAGACAGAGGAAACUACGCCAAAUAUAAACCAACUGUCGACAAAUUAGAUAAUGAAUGCAAAUCAACGUAUAAACCGGUUCUAAAUAUGACAGAUGACUUCCUUGUCCAGAGUUUACCAAAUCUACAUGCAGCCAUGGACGUUUACAGUGAUUUAAUCAACAAAUUGGCUCAAUUAGCAAAUAACAGAGACGAUGUUUACGAAGUAGCAGGUAAUUUGAUAUCAGAUAUGCAUACUAUUUACACCUGUUUCGAAAGAACCUACGUUGGCCGUGUAAAUGACACAAUUUCCACAAUGAUCUCAAUUUUCUUUGCACACCAAGCGUAUAUCGUAACAAGAUAUCAAGAGAACAUCUCAGAUCUUUACAAUGAAACGCAGUUUUGCGAACUUAUUUCAAAUCUCAGAUCAUUUUAUGUAGUUAUUCCAACAGUUUUCAUGGAUUUGAGCAAAUACCAAGUAGACAAAGGUGAAAAUCUCAAAACAAAGUUCCAAUUGAUCCUCUACAUCGUUCCUCCUUUAGUUGCUGUUGUUGCUUUCAUUCCUUUCCUGUUUGUACACUUCUUUACUCAGAGAUCCCUAAAGGAAAUCACUCAGUUGAUCGUAAGCUUCGAUCCGAAAACAAGAGCAGACGCAAAAGAGCUAAUUUCUGUAAAUGUCGAAAAUGAUGAUGCGAAAUUAGCAGAAACUAAUGUAACUUCUGAGCGCGGCGGAUGCUUAUUAUUCCUUAUCUGCCUUAUUGCCUUAUUAUUUGUCGGAAUUGCCACUGCAAUGACUUUAUUAUCCGUCAAAUCUAACAACCACAUCAUUGACUUGAACCUUUGGGACCAGUAUGCAACUCUCAGGUUAUCAUUGUGCGCAGAAUUGAUCAAUACUUUGACUUUCGGCAUGUCAUUGUUUGAAAAUCCAAAUGCAACUGCACUUUCUAACGUAUCAAUGGCAUAUUAUAUGUGUCUUGAGAGAUUAAAGUCAUUGGUCGAAUCCAAUCAAGAUUUAAUCUUAGGAACUUCGAUUUCCAAACCAUGUUCCGGUUUUGACGAAGUUUUAGACCAAGAGAACCUAUACGACGAAGACAUAAAUCACACGUCCAUGGAUUCCCACUCCGUUUACGCCAACGCUUCCAUUAACACUCAAUUAAAGAUUUUGACAGAUUAUGUCAAAACUACAUUAGACGAAUUUGUUGGUUCUCGGUCCUUAUCACCCGCUCCUGUUGCCAAUAUCUUCCAUAUUUUCGCUAGGCACAUCUCUCCAAAGAUGUUACGAGUUACAGAACGAUUAAGUCAACUUGCGAAAGUCCAAUACGACGAUUUAAUGUUGAUUAUUGGGUUAUUACUUAUCCCUGCUUUCGUUCUUAUUGCCUUAUAUGCUAUUGUUAUCUCGACUUAUUACAAUAUGAGGAGAGAUUCGUAUAGAGCAGCUCUUUUUAUUCUUAAAAGGAUUAAUCCACAUGCAUUGAUAAACAACAAAUUGUUUAUCAAGUAUUUCUUGAACAACAACCAUGAAGUUCAUGAAGUCAGUAAAACUGUAUCAGGAAACAUCAUCCAAAACGCUCCCGAUGCAAUUUUAUGCACAAACUUACAUGGUGUUGUUGAAACUGUUAAUCCUUCUACAACAUCUUUGUUGGGAUAUACUCCCGAGCAGUUGUUAGGACAGCCUGUAACAACAUUCUUCAUACAAGUCGAUGAAGAGAAAGUGAUGCAACAAUUGGAUAUGAUGAGGAACGGACAAGCAUCACCAAUCUUUGAAGAAAAUGUUACGGCAAUUACGGAUGCAUCGCAAUUUAUGCCUUGCCAUAUAACAAUGCUCGCAAUCAAGCCACAGAAUUCAUCGUCAAUUAAUUCUUUCGUCAUAAUUUUGAGAGACCAAACACAAUUAGUUUCUCAACAAAAACAGGCGGAAGAAGCGAAAGCACAGUCAGAGAAACUGCUUUACCAGAUACUUCCAAGAGAUAUCGUUUUGCAAAUCAACAGAGGUGAAAAUGAUAUCUCUUUCAUGGUCCAAUCAGCAACAAUUUGUUUCAUCGAUAUUGUCAAGUUUUCCGAAUAUUCAGUGAAUUUGACACCUCAAGAAAUCAUGGGAAAUCUUUCGCUUUAUUUCGGAACUGUUGACUCUAUCUUGGAGAAGUUCAAUCUACUCACGAAAAUCAAGUUGAUUGGUGAUAUCUAUAUGGCAGCUGCUGGUUUGUUUAACCCUGAAGUUCAAGCUGAAAAACACGCUGAACAGAUGCUUUUGUUUGGUACUGAAGUUAUCGCGGAAUUGGAUGACAUAAACAUGAAGUUGAAUGCAAGUUUGAGUGUGAGAAUUGGUGUGAAUACUGGUGGUCCAAUCAUCGCUGGCGUUUUGGGUAAAGACAAACCUGUUUUCGAUAUAAUUGGUGACCCAAUAAAUGUCGCUGCAAGAUUGCAAUCAACUGAUGAAGCAAAUUACGUACAAAUUUCUCAGUCUUGCUACGAUUUGGUCAGCCAUUUGAGUUUCGAUAUCAAACAGAGAGGAGAAGUAUUCCUCAAAGGUAAAGGAAAACAAAUGACUUACUUGGUCAGUCCUCUUCUUGUUGGUGCGGAAUUAAUUGAUCAUACAAAUUAA